Molecule: messenger RNA, 7178 nt
Organism: Doryrhamphus excisus (bluestripe pipefish)
Lineage: Eukaryota; Metazoa; Chordata; Actinopteri; Syngnathiformes; Syngnathidae
Source: RefSeq, a predicted model, not a curated record
CGUUUUUACUGAUGGUUUAAACUACCUAUAUAUGCAUAUACACUGCGCACUCUGAGCUGCCAAGUUGUACUACACAAGAUGACGGCGUGUGCUUUCUACGUCUUUCUAUUUCUGUGGGGGCAAUAAGGCAAAACUGCACAUGCCCACUUCAUUUGAGAAUAGUUUCAACAAUGACGUCAACAAAGCACGAGUCAAAGAAGCAGGAAGAAGAACGAAAGACGGAAGUUAACGCAGCAGACAGACGACACGAAGCAAAUGACGAUGGCGACAAAGUAAUCUAAUGGAAAAAACAUUGAAAUGGUUGAUAAAAACAGACAAAUUGCGACCACCGAUGAAAUUUCUGAGCUAUUUGAAAGAACGAUGGCGUCGGGCGAGAAGGAACUUUCUCGAACAAGAGAGCAGAACGUGCGACAACAACCAGAGGUUUGCGUGACUUUCACUGCGCCACAUACUCAAGACGUCCAGCUGAUGAUUGGUCAUCAAGAUGAGCAGCGUCGUCCUCAAAGGUUGGGGGGGAACUACGCUUCCAAGCAGGAGGCUCCACAGCCCCCCCACAUUAAAGAGGAAGAGGAGGAACUCUGGAUCACUCAGCGGGGAGAGUGUAUUCUAAGGAAGGAGGAGGUUGAUCUCAGCAAGUUGCCACUGACUGGUGUCUCUGUGAAAACUGAAGACCAGGAAGACAAACCCGACAUCCUACAGCUAAUUGGUCAUCAAGAAGAACAUCCCCGUAAGCCACAGAGAGGGAUCUCCACUUCGAAGCACGAGCAUCCACAGCCCCUCCAUGUUGAAAAGGAAGAGGAAGCAACACAGCCGCUCAACAUGAAAGAGGAAGAGGAGGAACACACCAUGUUGCCACUGAGUGGUGUCUCUGUGAAGACUGAAGACCAUGAAAACAAAACACCUUCCUCACAGCUUCAUCACAGUCCAAGUGAGGAGAACAGAGGGGCGGAGCCACAACACAUGACAACAGAAGCUGAUGGAGACCACUGUGGAGGAUCACAAGCACACAACCUCUUAGCUCCACUAUCAGAUAGUGACGACACAACAUCGUACUCUUCUGAGGAUGAAGACUGGGACAACACCCGAGAACUUUUGAGCAGCGAUACAGACUUUGAAGGUGAUAUGAGGACUCACACCGACAACAAACACUCUGAAAAGAAGACGGGUAAAAAGCGUUUCACCUGCUCAGUUUGUGCUAAAAGCUUUUUUUAUAAGAGCUAUUUAGCUCGACACGUGCAGACGCACACUCGAGAAAAACCUUUUAGUUGCUCAGUUUGUGGUCAAAGAUUCGCUCACAAGUCGUCUUUGGUAUCACACAUGAGGACACACACGGGAGAAACCACUUUUAGUUGCUCGGUGUGUGGUCAAGGAUUCUCAGUGAAGUCACGGAUGCUAUCACACAUGAGGAAGCACACAGGAGAAAGACCUUUCCGUUGCGCCGUUUGCGGCGAUGCAUUCUCUUGUGCAUCAUCUUUAAAUAGACAUCAGAGAACGCACACAGGAGAAAAACCUUUUAGUUGCUCAAUUUGUGGUCAAGGAUUCUCUCAGAAGUCAAAUUUACCAUCACACAUGAAAACACACACAGGAGAAAAACCUUUUAGUUGUUCCAAGUGUGGUAAAAGCUUUGCGAAAAAGGUAAAUAUGGUAUCACAUAUGAGAACACACACAGGAGAAAAACCUUUCAGUUGCUCAGUUUGCGAUAUGGAAUUCUCUCACAAGAUAACAAUGCUGGCACACAUGAGAACGCACACUGGAGAAAAACCAUUUAAUUGCCCAGACUGUGAUAAAAGAUUCACUCGAAAGGCAAAUAUGAGGUCGCAUAUGCGAAAACACUCACGAGAAACCCGUCUUAGUUGUUCAGACUGUGGUAAAAUCUUCACUAAAAAAAUAAAUCUGGUAUCACAUAUGAGGACGCACACAGAAGAGAAACCUUGUAGCUGCUCAGUUUGUGGCGACACAUUUGUUCUGAGCUCCUCUUUGUAUAGACACAUGAGAACACACAACACAAAUACGGUAUCACACAUGAAAAGAAUACCUGGCGAAAAAAAAACCUAUUACAGAACAAACGGAUUGCAUGAACCCUCUUCUUUGUACUCGGAGAGGUGUGGCACCAGCCCUAGAGAUGUCCAUCGUCCUCCUCAGACGCUGGGAUGGAGCUCCACUUUGAACCAGGAGGAUCCGCAACCCCCCCACAUUAAAGAGGAAGAGGAGGAACUCCACAUCACUCAUGAGGGUCCUCGAAGGUUGCCACUGACUGGUAUCUCCUUGAAGACCGAAGACCGUGAAGACAAACCAAACAUCCAACAGCUGAUCGACGAUGGACAACAUUCCCGUCAGCUGCAGGGGGGGAUCUCCACUUUGAAGCAGGAGGAUCUGCAUCCCUCACACAUUAAAAAGGAAGAGGAGGAGCCACAGCCCCUCAACAUGAAGGAGGAAGAGGAGAAACUCUGGAUCUCUCAGGAACGGGAGCGUCUUCUCGGCUCGGAGGAGGCCGAUCUCACCAAGUUGCAACUGAUUGGUGUCUCUGUGAAGACUGAAGACCAUGAAGAGAAAGACAAACCACCCGAGGCCUUACAUUUGUUGUGUCCUUCAGAUCAAGAAGAGCAUCCCCGUCGGCCGCACGGGGAGAUCUCCAUUUUAAAGCAGGAAAAUCCAGAGCCCCCUCACAUUAAAGAGGAAGACGAGGAACUCUGGAUCACUCGGGAUGGAGAGCACCUUCUCGGACUGGAGGAAGCUGAUCUCACCAAGUUGCCACUGACUGGUGUUUCUGUGAAGACUGAAGACAACUCACCCGGGUCCUCAGAGCUUCAUCACAGUCCAAGUGAGGACAACAGAGGGGCGGAGCCUCCAAGCAGCAGCUCACAACUCAUGAAAACAGAAGCUGAUGGAGACCACUGUGGAGGAUCCCAAGCAGACAACCUCUUAGCUCCACUAUCAGAUAGUGACGACACCGACGAUACCAAGGAACAUUUGAGCAGCAAAAGCGACGGUGAAGGUGACACGAGGACUCCGACCGACAAACACUCUGAAAGCUCUGAAAAGAAGUCAGGUAGAACACGUCUUACCUGCUCAGUUUGUGCUAAAACCUUUAUAAAGUCCUACAUGACGCAACACAUGAGAACGCACACGGGAGAAAAACCUUUUAGUUGCUCAGUUUGUGGCAACGCAUUUUCCCAGUUGGGUUAUUUAAAAACACACAUGAGAACGCACACAGGAGAAAAACCUUUUAGUUGCUCUUACUGCAAUAAAAGCUUCUCUAUUAAAGAUAACAUGUUAUGUCAUAUGAGAAUACACACGGGAGAAAAACCUUACAGUUGCACAGUUUGUGGCAAUUCAUUUUCUUCUGUGUCAUAUUUAAAGUUACAUAAAAGAACCCACACGGGAGAAAAACCGUUUAUCUGCACCUAUUGCAAUAAAAGCUUCUCCUAUAAAGCAAGUUUACGGGUACACAUGAGAGCGCAUUCGGUAAAUGGACCUUUUAGUUGCUCGUCUUGCGACAAAAAAUUCCCGUGUCGGUUAUCAAUGGCGAGACACAUGAGGACACACUCGCGAGGAACCUAUUUUAGUUGUUCCACCUGCAGCAAAAUGUUCACGAUAAAAGAAAGUCUGGUAUCGCACAUGAGGACGCACACGGAAGAUAAACCUGUUCGCUGCUCCGUGUGUGGUGAUACAUUUGCUCUGAGCUCCUCUUUGUACAGACACAUGAGAACGCACAGAUUGUCGUCUGUCAAUCAUGAUGAGCAGCCUGAGGUGUUUCCCACCAACAUGAAAGAGGAAGAGGAGAAACUCUGGAUCACUCAGGACGGAGCGUGUCCUCCGGCGCUGGAGGAAGCUGAUCCCAUCAAAUUGCCACUGACUGGUGUCUCUGUGAAGACUGAAGACCAUGAAGACAAACCACCUGAGUCCUUAAGUUUGUUGUGUCCUUCAGAACGUCCCCCACAGCCACAGGGGAGGAGCUCCACUUUGAAGCAGGAAGAGCUACAGCCUCAAAUUAAAGAAGAAGAGGAUGAACUCUGGAUCACUCAGGAGCGAGAAUGUCUUCUCGGGCUGGAAGAGGCUGAUCUCACCACAUUGCCGCUGAAUGGCAUCACUGUAAAGACCGAAGACCAUGAAGACAAACCGCUUGAGUCCUCGCAGCUUCAUCACAGUCCAAGUGAGGAGAACAGAGGGGCGGAGCCUCCAAGUAGCAGCUCACAGCUCUUGAAAACAGAAUCUGAUGGAGACAACCUUUUAGCUCCGCUAUCAGAUAGUGAUGACAUAACGUCACACUCUCCUGAGGAUGAAGACAUGGACACCCAAGAACCUUUGAGCAGCGAUACAGACUGUGAAGAUGAUAUGAGGACUCGCACCGACAACAAACACUCUGAACGCUCCAAAAAGAAGACGGGUAAAAAAUGUUUUACGUGCUCAUUUUGUGCUAAAUCUUUUUCCUUUAAGUGUCUUUUGAGUCGACACAUGAGAACGCAUACCGGAGAAAAACCUUUUAGCUGCUCAUACUGCGAUAAAAGCUUCACUAUCAAAGAUAACAUGGUACGUCAUAUGAGAACGCAUACGGGAGAGAGACCUUACAGUUGCACGGUUUGCGGCAACGCAUUCUCUUGGAUGUCGAUUUUAAAAAUACAUAUGAGAACCCACACAGGAGAAAAACCUUUUAGUUGCUCAUGUUGCAAUAAAAGCUUCAGUCAUAAGGCAAACCUGCAGGUGCACAUGAGAACGCACUCGGUCGAUGGGCCUUUUAGUUGCUCAUGUUGUGGUCAGCAAUUCUCCAGUCAGACAUCAAUGCAGAGACACGUGAGGACGCAGUCGCGGGGAACUUAUUUUAGUUGUUCAGAUUGCGGGAAAAUGUUCACCAAAAAAGAAAAACUGGUCUCGCAUAUGAGGACGCAUACAGAAGAUAAACCUGUUAGCUGCUCCGUGUGUGGCGAUACGUUUGCUCUGAGUUCUUCUUUGUACCGACACAUGAGAACGCAUAGUAUGUCGUCUGUCAAUCAUGAUGAGCAGCCUGGGGUGUUUUCUACGAUUAUCGACGGUAUUUCUGGGCUGUUUGAAAGAAAGAUGGCGUCGGUCGAGGAGGAACUUCCUCGAACGAGAGAGGAGGACCAGCGACAACAAAAACAACCGGAGUUUUGCACGACUUACACCGUGCAACAUACUCAAAACGUCCAGCAGCCGAUUGGUCGACUGCAGGGGCGGAUUUCCACUUUGAAGCAGGAAGAGGGACAAACCUCCCACGUGUGUGGUCUCCAGUCCGGGGAGGAUCAUCUCACCAGGUCGCCACUGACUGGUGUCACGGUGAAGACCGAAGACCAUGAAGAUAAACCAUGUGAGUCCUCACAGCUUCAUCACAGUCCAAACAUCCAGCAGCUGAUUGGUCGUGGAGAAGAAUAUUCCCAUCAGCCGGCGGGUGGGAUCUCCACGUUGAAGCCGGAGGAUCCACAGCCCCUCCACAUUAAAGAUGAGGAGGAGGAACUCAGGAUCACUCAGGAUGGACGUCAUCAUGGGCUGGAGGAGGCUGAUCUCACCAAGUUGCCACUGACUCAUUUUUUUGUGAAGACCGAAGACUAUGAAGACAAACCACCUGAGUCCUCACAGCUUCCAAGUGAGGAGAACAGAGGGGCGGAGCCACAACACAUGACAACAGAAGCUGAUGGAGACCACUGUGGAGGAUCACAAGCAGACAACCUCUUAGCUCCGCUAUCAGAUAGCGACGACACAACAUCACACUCUACUGAAGAUGAAGACCACAACAGCACCCAAGAACCUUUGAGCAGCGAUACAGACUGUGAAGAUGAUAUGAGGACUCGCACCGACACCAAACGCUCUGAAUGCUCUGAGAAGAAAACGGGUAAAAAAUGUUUUAUCUGCUCAUUUUGCAGUAAGAGUUUUAUAUAUAAGAGCGAUUUGACGAAACACAUGAGAAGGCACACAGGAGAAAAACCAUAUUGUUGCUCAAUUUGUGGUAAAGGACUAUCUGACAAGCGGACAAUGCUGUCGCACAUGAGAACCCACACCGGGGAAAGACCCUUUAGUUGUUCAAUGUGUUACAAAAGGUUCCACGACAAGCAGAUUUUGGUAAAACACAUGAGAACCCACACAGGAGAGAAACCAUUUAAUUGUUCGGUUUGUGCGGUUGCAUUUUCUCAGCUGUCGUCUUUAAAUACACACAUGAGAACACACACGGGAGAAAAACCUUUCAGUUGUUCAAACUGCGGGAAAACCUUUGCGAAAAAGGUCAACAUGGUAUCACAUAUGAGAACGCACACCGGAGAAAAACCUUUCAGUUGCCCGAUUUGCGGCGCCGCAUUUUCCCAGUUGUCGUCUUUAAACACACACAGGAGAACGCACACUGGAGAAAAACCUUUUAGUUGCUCCUUCUGUGAUACCAAAUUCUCUCACAAGGUGACAAUGCUGACACACAUGAGAAUACACACCGGGGAAAAACCUUUUAGUUGCCCAGAUUGUAACAAAAGCUUCACUCAAAAGGCACACGUGUUGUCGCACAUGAGAACACACACAGGGGAAAAACCUUUUAGUUGUACCGAGUGUGGUAAAAGCUUUACUAAAAAGGUAAAUAUGGUAUCGCAUAUGAGGACACACACAAGAGAAAAACCUUUUCGUUGUUCGACUUGUGGUGAAACAUUUUCUUGUAAGUCUUCUUUGAGUGGUCAUCUGCAGAGUCAUUGAUGAUUUGGUUUGUUUUGCCUGAUUUAGUGCAAUCAUGGCCUGCAAAUCCUUCUCUGCUGGCCUAAACUGAAACACUGACGGAUGUUUACAACUUAAAUUCUCAUAUUUGGUCUGUGAAAUUGUUUUAUUAAUUUGUAGCAUGUUUUUUGGAUGCACUGCUGCCAGUAUGUGUAUGUUAUUUUUUUUCUAUAUCAGAUUUCAGUUUACCUGCGUUGCCAGGUCAGUCUAAUCCAUGCAGGGCCUUCAGAAUCAGGAGUGCUGGCCAUGGGGCUGUUUUGCUCGCUGGAGUACGCCGUUCCGAGCCGUUUGGUCGAUAACCGGUGGAAGUCUCGACGUCACUAGCAGAAAUCAUCCUGUUCUGUUGUUUAUGAUGUGUUUUAAUAUAAAGGAUUAAGUGGGUUGAUUAAUUAUUGAUUUACUGCUAAUUAUUGUAUUGUGGAAAAAAUAACCCAUUUUCUUUAAUAUUUCUAAUAAUAAGAAGAAUAUCUCUAUGC